Molecule: messenger RNA, 807 nt
Organism: Geosmithia morbida
Lineage: Eukaryota; Fungi; Ascomycota; Sordariomycetes; Hypocreales; Bionectriaceae
Product: Ribosomal protein L27
Exons: 2
Coding region: 1-807 (268 amino acids)
Biological process (GO): translation
Cellular component (GO): mitochondrial large ribosomal subunit; ribosome
Molecular function (GO): structural constituent of ribosome
Source: RefSeq, a predicted model, not a curated record
AUGCAACGGCCGCUUCUGGCUUCCACGGCGGCAUGCCUGGCCCCCAGGGUGGGCGUCGUGGCACCGAUGAUCAUGGGCGCGCAGCAGCGGCUGGCGGUGCAGGGCGUGCGUUUCGCCUCAGUCAAGGCGCAGGGAGCGUACAAAAAGAAGAGCAAGAGGGGGAUUCCCAAGAAGCUGGGGGCCAAGAGGACAGGAGACCAAUUCGUCAUCCCCGGCAACAUCAUCUACAAGCAGCGCGGAUCUCACUGGUGGCCAGGAGAGAACUGCAUCAUGGGCCGCGACUUCAGCAUCCACUCGAUGGCGACGGGCUACGUCAAGUACUACCGGGACCCGGCGCGGCACCCGGACCGCAAGUACAUCGGCGUCACCUUCAACAAGGAUGACGUGCUGCCCUACCCGGUGCACGCCGAGAGGAGACGCAGGCUGGGUCUGACGGCCCACGCCACCAAGCAGGCCGCCUCCCAGCCAACCAUCUCGCCCUCCGGUAUCCCCUUCGAGGUGACGCGCGUGGAGAAGGGUGAGCCCGACCGCCUGCUCCGCCUGCGCGCCGACUACUCGUACCGUGAGGACAACUGGCGCAUCGGACGGCUGGCCAAGACGACGGCCAUCCGCACAAAGAGCUUCCGCACCCGCAAGCAGUGGUUCCGCAACCGUCGCUGGCGUCGCGAGAGGGAGAUUGCCGGCAUGAAGAAGGCCGCUGAGACCAGGGCCCGCCUCGGCGCCUCCGACGGCGGACAGUCAAAGAAGCCCAUGAGCAAGAAGCAGAUGGCUAAGCAGGCCAAGAAGGAUAAGAAAGCUAAGAAAUAA